UGCGAGAUCCGGUAGCGAGAAGGCGGCGCGGGGUUUAUUUUUGGGUUUGGGGAUUUUUUUUUUUUUUGGGGGGGGUGUUUGUCACGAGUGGGGUGUCUCGCGUGGGACUGGGGCGUCCCGCGUGGGAGCGGGUGCCGGUGGCGGGAUGGAGCUGGCCGUGCUGUUGGCGUUGCUGGGGGCGGCCCGGGCGUUCUCCACGUGCCGUUCGUUGGAUUUGGAGGCGGCGCGGAGGAAACGCAUCGAAGCGGUGAGGGGCCAGAUCCUGAGUAAACUCCGGUUAUCGGCACCCCCCCCACCCGCCGAAACCCCCCCCCGGCCCCUACCCGAAGACGUGCGGGCGCUUUACAACAGCACCCGGGAACUGCUGCGGCAACGGGCGCGACUGCGCCCGCCCGACGAUCCCGAUGAAUAUUACGCCAAAGAGCUUCAUCGGUUCCCCAUGGAGCAACUGGGAGAAGGUCCGCUGGAGCACUGGCGUCCCACGAGCCACAGCAUCUUCUUCAUCUUCAACGCGUCGAGGGUGCGGGCGGAGAUCGGGCGCCAGGCUUUGCUGCACCGGGCCGAGCUGCGGAUGCUGCGGCAGCGGGCGAAGAACGAGAACGGGAAGAUCGAGCAGCGCCUGGAGCUCUACCAGGGCUACGGCAACGCCUCGUGGCGGUACCUGCACGGGCGCUCGGUGCGGGUGACGAUGGACGAAGAAUGGCUCUGGUUUGACGUCACCGACGUCGUCCACCAGUGGCUCGGCAGCAGCGAGCCCCUGGGCAUGUUCAAGCUGAGCGUCCACUGUCCCUGCGAGCAGAGCGCCGGCGACGCCAACGACAUGCGCGUCAUCAUCGAAGGGUUCGAGCAGCAGCGGGGGGACAUGCAGGGCAUCGCCAAGAAGCACCGGCGGGUGCCGUACGUCCUGGCCAUGUCGCUGCCCCCCGACCGCGCCAACGAACUCCACAGCUCCCGCCGGCGCCGAGCCCUCGACACCGACUACUGCUUCGGGACGGAGGAGAAGAACUGCUGCGUGCGGCCGCUGUACAUCGAUUUCCGGAAGGAUCUGCAGUGGAAGUGGAUCCACGAGCCCAAGGGCUACAUGGCCAACUUCUGCAUGGGGCCCUGCCCCUACAUCUGGAGCGCAGACACCCAGUACACCAAGGUGCUGGCGCUGUACAACCAACACAACCCGGGGGCCUCGGCGGCGCCGUGCUGCGUCCCCCAGACCCUGGAGCCGCUGCCCAUCGUCUACUACGUGGGGCGCAAGGCGCGCGUGGAGCAGCUCUCCAACAUGGUGGUGCGCGCCUGCAAAUGCAGCUGACCCCCCCCCCAAAAAAAAACCCCCACAACACCCCCCCAAAA
Molecule: messenger RNA, 1344 nt
Organism: Grus americana (Whooping crane)
Lineage: Eukaryota; Metazoa; Chordata; Aves; Gruiformes; Gruidae
Gene: TGFB1
Product: transforming growth factor beta 1
Exons: 7
Coding region: 146-1303 (385 amino acids)
Biological process (GO): SMAD protein signal transduction; regulation of cell population proliferation; transforming growth factor beta receptor signaling pathway
Cellular component (GO): extracellular region
Molecular function (GO): growth factor activity; type III transforming growth factor beta receptor binding; type II transforming growth factor beta receptor binding
Source: RefSeq, a predicted model, not a curated record